AUGUGCUCAGAUCGGGAAGCAGAUGGAAUGUACGUGCAGGAGUUGUCUCUGGCCUUCACACGUACAAUUGCUGGUAUCAACCGCGAGCUCGUCUCAGAUAUAGGCUUUCAUUUGUACGAUGUGAUGAGACUGCGGGCACGGGCAUUUGGUCCUCGUGGGCGAACGGCAGGGAUCGGGAUCGUCCUUCACCACGAAACGCGAGUGCUGAUAGUUGGCGGAGGCCCCGCUGGCCUUAUUCUCUCCCUACAGCUCGCUCGCCAUGGCAUCAACAACAUGCUGGUUGAACGAAACCUAGACACAACAAAGUGGCCCAAGAUGGAUCUGACCAACUGUCGCAGCAUGGAACUCUUCCGCCGACUUAGGAUCUCGGAAGGGCUACGGGAGAUUGGUGUCCCCCCAGAAUACUCAUUCGACGUGAUCUUCAGUACCGGGUUGGCAGAAGGUGGAGAGGAGAUAGCUAGAUGGAAGCUCGACUCCGUCAAUGCUUGGCGGAAGCGUAUCAAGUCGCAGAACAACGGCACGCUUCCGCGAGAGCCUUACCAGCGCUGUUCUCAGGCUGUCCUCAAGGCAUGGCUCAAGCCUCGAAUCCAAGCUCAAAAACUCAUCAAUGCGCAUUUCGGUCUCAAGUGUAAGUCUCUCACCGAGACCGACAAUGGAGUCGAGUCUACGCUCACGGACGUAAGGACCGGCGAACAACAUGUUGUUCAGAGCAAGUAUGUCAUGGGAUGCGAUGGAGCUGGAAGUCAUGUCCGCAGAUCACUCGGCAUUAACCUCCUUGGAGGACCUGUAGCCUUUCUUAUUGCGCAGGACGAGGUCAACACAUGGACACUGCACACUCCAAUUCCGAUCGACGCCGACUGGGAGAAGAUUGACCCCCAGGAGACAGUGUACAACGCGCUCGGAGGCCCGUCAGGGCCGUGGCCUAUCAAGAUUGACGAGAUCCUGGUCAAGAGCACCUGGCGGCCAAACAUUUGCAUCGCGGAGAGGUACAUCUCCCCAAGCGGACGCGUCUUCCUCGCAGGCGACUCAGCACAUCAGAAUAUUCCCACGGGAGGCUACGGCAUGAACACCGCCGUUGGCGACAGCUUUGAUCUCGGGUGGAAGCUCGCUGCCGUGUUGAACGGAUACGGCGGCGAACUGCUUCUGAAGUCGUACGAGCUGGAACGUCUGCCAGUCGCGGUGCGGAAUAUCAAUCACUCGGGCACGCUGUGGCAGAGAUGGGCGAGGAUCUGGAGUAGCUGUGCUCAGGUCAGGCCCGACAUCCUCUCGCAGAGCAAGCUGGGCAAGGCAUUCAAAGCGGAGCUGGCGCAUUCCUUUCUUACCAACGACGGCGAGAACCAGGACCAUGGCAUCGAGAUGGGUUACCGAUAUAAUGCGUCGCCCGUUGUCGUAGGUGAUUCCGAUGCUUCGGAGCCCGAGUGGAACUUCCGCCAUUACGUCCCAUCAACGUGGCCCGGAGCAAGGCCGCCACAUGUCUUCCUUGCUGAUGGCGAGACGAGCAUCUUUGACUUGUUUGGCCAGGAAUACACCAUUGUCGACUUUUCCAAGGAUGGCAAAUGGGCGUAUGAGUUCGGCAAGGCUGCGGAGCGCCUGUGUGUUCCACUGGAAAAGGUUCAUUUGCCGACAGAGAAGCACGUACGGGAUCUCUGGGAGCGUGAUGCAGUUCUCAUCAGGCCAGAUGAUCACGUCGCAUGGAGAUCGCCUCGGGAUCACACCAAGUUUGAGGGUGAUGUGGGAGACAUCCUGGAAAUCGCGGUCGGACUGAAGGGGAAUCUCGAGGCUGGAGUUCAGAUUAGGGAGCGAGCGCUGGACGAGGUCCGGCAAAAAGGAUUCGCGGGCACUGUUGGAAACGUCAACCAGGACAAUGUGGCGAUGAAGGCUGGGUUCCAGAAGUGA
Trichoderma reesei QM6a is the source of this 1896-nucleotide messenger RNA. RefSeq lists its product as uncharacterized. Gene Ontology annotation, molecular function: FAD binding. NCBI's taxonomy places the organism in Eukaryota, Fungi, Ascomycota, Sordariomycetes, Hypocreales, Hypocreaceae. The record is from RefSeq and is a predicted model, not a curated record. The transcript is spliced from 8 exons. The coding region runs from base 1 to 1896 and encodes 631 amino acids.